This is a messenger RNA of Cynoglossus semilaevis (tongue sole), 2493 nucleotides long. RefSeq lists its product as uncharacterized. The transcript is spliced from 16 exons. The coding region runs from base 227 to 2344 and encodes 705 amino acids. NCBI's taxonomy places the organism in Eukaryota, Metazoa, Chordata, Actinopteri, Pleuronectiformes, Cynoglossidae. The record is from RefSeq and is a predicted model, not a curated record.
AACAGGUGAGGUAUUCAAAUAUGGCGUCGUUCACAAGGUAAACAAUAUUGACAAGUUAAAACCGCAAUUUAAAGAAAUACUUUUUUUAAAAUUUCAUAUUGUGUGAUGCUUGGUUUAAAAGCAAAACAUUAAAAUACUGUCAUAAGCGUAGAAUACUACGUUAAAUGAAUUCUAUUUUAGCUUGGUUUUGCUCCUGAUCCUACUUUGCACUGUUGGCUUCAGUCCAAUGCUAACAGCUAACAGAAUGUUUAAAAAAAAAUGUCUUGACCGUCACUUUUGGCUUUCUGUCAAAUCUAACUAUUCCAACUCAGAGGUCCGCUUUGAUUUUGAAGACCAGCAUGGAUACCACAUUCUCUCUGAUGAUCAGGCUGCACGCUGUGGUUACUCAGUUCUGAUCACUGACAGAGGAGACCUGGUGUUUCGUGCCUCCUUCCAGGCCUGUCACGUCUAUAUUCAGAUGGCCACUGACUAUCACCUUCAUGUCUGGUUGGUGGAACUCCACUCUGAUGGGAAAGUACAGCUGUUUCCGUUCCAGCUCCACUGCACUCUAAGGGAGCAAUGGAGCAGCAGAGAAAUUGUCUGUGAAGAAAACUACAUGGAGGUUUCUAUUAAGCUGCCUGUCCAAACAGAGGCAUUUGAAAAGAAUGACGAGACAGAAUUGGCUAUGACGUUUCACAGAGUUGACCAACAUCAAGAGAACCCCACAGUGAUGUCACUGACAGAGGCAGCUGCCCAUGGCUACCACAUCUCAGUUCGUGGCUCCUUUCUCAUCUUCCGCUGCCUCUAUUCCUCUAAUUUUUCAUAUAUCAUCAAGGACAGUGGAGUGGAUUUGGAACUUGUCAGUGCAACUGUGUUUUACCCGUUCCUCAGCAGCUUCUUAGCUAUUGACGCCACUGUUGCUUGCACCCUGAAUGAUGCGACAGUUGAUCAGUCUGACCUGCUGUGGACCCUCCCUCUGGUACCCUCUCCUCUUGUUCAUGGGCUUUUUAAGUACAAAGGUGUGACAUUUGGAGUUGACGGCAGAGCCUUUAGUGAAUCUGACAUUGAACAAGGCGGAUACAAAAUUAGCUUGCAGAGGCGGCGAGUGGAGGUCAGGAUUCCCACAGGAGCCUCCGGUGUACACGUAAAGAGUGUUGUUGUGCAAGGACGGUACAGUCAGUCUAUAUCUGUGGAUCUGUCCAUCAUGAGUCAGUGGGAAAACAAACACUGGCCUUGGACACAGCUUCGCAUCUUCAGGCGUCUUAAGGCUCUUAUUCCUGCAACUCAUUUCCUAAACAGAAACAGAACAACAUCUAAUGACUCGUUCUCUGCAACUCUGGGUCCAUUCGCUCCCGACGUCUCACUCGAGAAGGUGACGUUGACAAGUGGAGGUGACCUUUUAACCUGGACAUCAAGCCACCAUCCACAGCAUGACAAAGACUUUGUAAUUUCUAAACUCUCCAACAAUACUGGCAGCUACACUUUCCAGCUCUGUUUCCCUUUGUCACACCCUAAAAUAAUCCCUGAGUUUAUAGGUGGCGGUGUUAAGACGUACAGCUUCACAUUCAUCUUUACUUUCAACAUCUCUCCCAGUGGAGAAGUCUUUUAUCACCAAGAAGAAGUAGAGCACAGUGUUGAAUAUACAGCUCCCAGUUCCCCAAAGCUGGAGGGGAAGUGCACAGAUAGCAGCCUACUGGUGCUGUUACAUCACGGAGCACACACACAGCUGCAGUGGGAGCUGUUUCUGGGAAACCAAAGAUUAGAUUGGGAGCUGGCGGAGAUGGGUGGGUUUGUGGUGGAGACAGGAGAGCUCUACGUAACAGUGGAGAUUCCAAUGUACAGCCCUGUGUUGAGCUUUGAGGAGCUCACACUGCGGGGUGUCAUUGCUGGAAUAAAACUGUUUCUUGUGGAUGCAGUGUCUUUGAAAAUACUGGCCAGUCUUGACUUUAACUGCAACUUUCCUGUCAGGGAACUCUUAGUGUGUUUGCCACAAGGGAGAAUGGUGGCGGUGGUCGACACCACCCACACCAUCCCACCAGUUCAGCCCAACAGAACCUUAGACCCCAGCUGUGUCCCACUGCAGACAGACAGCAGCAGAGCUCUGUUCAGCUUCAGUCUGGACUCCUGUGGGACAACUGUCACUACUGAGGGACAGUUUCUGGUUUAUGAAAACCAAAUCAGCUACAAACAAGAUUUUCUCCCUGUGUAUGAUCCUGUUAUCCACAGAGAUUCACCAUACAGACUAACCAUCCAGUGUCGCUAUCCUGCAAAUGACAGCAGUGCCCUGACAGUCCAGUAUCCUGUCAACUCAGCCAUGAACCUUUCAGAAAUCAUACCAGUCAAACAGACGAAGAGCAGCAUUUGAUUGUCCAAAAGUGUUUAGGAUGUCAAAUGAUAGUCACUUCAUUUAUUUAUUAAAAUGACAAACAUAUUUAGUUUGUUUACUGUAAAUGUACUAAUGGCCAUGUGAGGUAAAUAAAGUCUGGGUUAUUUAAAAUAGCAAUUAAAAAUGUC